AUGCAGGCUCAAAAUAUUAAUCAACAACGCAUUCUAGAGAUCAACGUGAUCUCAGCUGAGGAUCUAAGGAUUGAUGGCCGUUCGAUCAAGAAAAACGCAAUCGCCUACGUUCGAUCAGACCCAUCUAACGUUGGAUCAACGAAGAUUGACAAAGAAGGUGGUAGUUUUCCUGUAUGGGAUGAUAAAUUUGAUCUUAAACUUCCCAUGCAUGCAAGAAAUUUGGUUGUUCAAGUACUUUGUGACAAAAAACUAAUUGGAUCAGCUACAAUUCCUACAUCGGAUUUUAUUGGAGAUUAUACGCCGUCGUCUUAUUUGCACUUCUUGUGUUAUCGAUUGAGGGAUCAACGAGGGGUGUGCAAUGGGAUUAUUAAUCUCUCCGUUAGGGUUAAAGAAUUAUGUUCGAUGUGA
Messenger RNA from Beta vulgaris subsp. vulgaris (sugar beet), 408 nucleotides. RefSeq names its product BON1-associated protein 2-like. Bases 1 to 408 code for a protein of 135 amino acids. Gene Ontology annotation, biological process: defense response. Lineage: Eukaryota; Viridiplantae; Streptophyta; Magnoliopsida; Caryophyllales; Amaranthaceae. The record is from RefSeq and is a predicted model, not a curated record. The transcript has a single exon.